AUGCCUGCCCCCCACGGUGGAGUUUUGCAAGACCUAAUCGCCCGCGACGCCAGCAUUCGCGAACAAUUGCUCAAAGAGGCCGCCGGCGCGGCCCAAACUUGGUCGCUCACGGCCAGACAAAUCUGCGACUUAGAACUGAUCCUCAACGGUGGGUUCUCGCCGCUUUCCGGGUUUUUGAACCAGGGCGACUACGACAGCGUCGUGAAAAACUCCAGACUGCAGAACGGGCUCGUCUGGACGAUGCCCAUCACGCUCGAUGUCGACGCCAAAUUUGCCAAGCAGAUCAAGCGCGACGACAGAGUCGUGCUGCUGCAGGACGGUGAGAUCCCCGUCGCAAUCCUCACUGUCGGCGACAUUUACAAGCCAGACAAGGCCGUAGAGGCCAAGGAAGUGUUCAGAGGCGACCCAGAGCAUCCUGCGGUCAAGUACCUCAAUGAGAUCGCCGGCGAAUACUACGUUGGUGGUGAGCUACAGGCCAUCCAAUUGCCCAUCCACUACGACUACCCAGGUUUGCGUAAGACACCUGCGCAAUUGAGACUCGAAUUUGAAUCCAAGCAAUGGGACCGCAUUGUCGCUUUCCAAACCCGUAACCCAAUGCACAGAGCCCACAGAGAGCUAACUGUCAGAGCUGCCAGGGAGCACAAUGCCAAAGUUUUGAUACACCCUGUGGUGGGUCUCACCAAGCCAGGCGAUAUCGACCAUCACACCCGCGUCCGCGUGUACCAAGAAAUUAUCAAGAGAUACCCCAACGGUAUGGCACAACUAUCCCUACUGCCGCUAGCCAUGCGUAUGGGUGGUGACCGUGAAGCCGUGUGGCACGCAAUCAUCCGUAAAAACUACGGUGCCACUCACUUUAUCGUCGGCAGAGAUCACGCAGGCCCAGGUAAGAACUCUCAAGGUGUUGACUUCUACGGUCCAUACGAUGCCCAAGAGUUGGUCGAGUCCUACAAGAACGAACUAGACAUCGAAGUUGUGCCAUUCCGCAUGGUCACUUACCUACCAGAUGAAGACAGAUACGCUCCAAUCGACCAGAUCGACUUGAGCACCACCAAGACUUUAAACAUCAGCGGUACCGAAUUGAGACGUCGUUUGAGAGAUGGUGGUGACAUUCCUGACUGGUUUUCCUAUCCUGAGGUGGUCAGAAUCUUGAGAGAAUCUAACCCUCCAAGACCAAAGCAAGGUUUCGCGAUUGUGUUGGAGAAGGGUUUGGCUCACAACUCUCAAUUGGCAAUCGCCUUGCUUUCUACCUUCUUGCAAUUCGGAGGUGGCAGACAUUACAAGGUGUUGGAGCACCAAAAUGAUUCCAAGGUUCUGGAAUUGGUUCCAGACUUCAUCAGAGGCGGUACCGGUUUGAUCAUCCCGGGUGAGUACAUCGGAUCUACGAAGGUGGUAAACUCCUUCCAAGUUGGUGUGUCCGGUGAUGCUGCCAUUAAAUUAGAAGACAAAAACGAGUCUGUCCUACACAUUGUUCAAAAGGUCGUCCUAUUUUUAGAGGACAACGGUUUCUACCAAUUUUAA
Molecule: messenger RNA, 1518 nt
Organism: Lachancea fermentati
Lineage: Eukaryota; Fungi; Ascomycota; Saccharomycetes; Saccharomycetales; Saccharomycetaceae
Source: the annotation of a GenBank genome assembly